This is a messenger RNA of Pediculus humanus corporis (human body louse), 540 nucleotides long. RefSeq lists its product as uncharacterized. Bases 1 to 540 code for a protein of 179 amino acids. The record is from RefSeq and is a predicted model, not a curated record. Lineage: Eukaryota; Metazoa; Arthropoda; Insecta; Psocodea; Pediculidae. The transcript is spliced from 2 exons.
AUGAUGAAGUCAGCAAUAAUUUUAACUGUUUUCGGUGUAGUUUUCGCCUUGGCAGAAAUACCGCCGAUUCCUUAUGCGGAAAAUUCGGUUUCAUCGUCUGCUUCUUUUCCAAACGAUCGUAUUCAAACCGUUGGAGAACAAUAUAUAAAUCAUUAUGGAAAUGACGGUUUCAACAUUCAAUCCGAAUACGAUGAUUAUUUGAUACCCGCCGUAGAAAAUGGUCUCCUCUCGUUUGCAGAUGGAAUCCGUAAUUUGUCUGCUUUUGGAUGGAAAGUUUUACCGAAAAUUGUCACCGGAGCCGCAGUUUUACUCACUCUUUUUCUGAUAGGAGGAUGCAUCAAUACUUUAAUUUGUUCAUUGACAUCUUUGUGCACGAUAUCAUUUGCGGGUCAUGGUCUGACUAAGGACGCUAUGAGAUCCUAUUUUACGCCAGACAGAGUUACCUCAACGGCAAAUUUUGUGAUAAAUGCCAUCAAAAAAUACAGAAACAUGUAUGAAUCAUAUGCAGAUGAAGUAGAUGGAGAUAAAAAAGUUAAAUAA